AUGAAGCCUUCUCGGAUGGGUUUGUACAUCUUCAUGAUGGUUGCUUGGCAUUUCCACGGCGCUCUGGCAAUGAACUCGGCUCUUGCCGCGGCAGCUAGUAGCUCCUUGCAGGCAUAUCUGGCUAGCUCUCCAUUUACUACACGCUCUGCGCCAGCGCCAACAGUAACAACAGACUUAACAGCUCUCAGAGCCGCUGUUCUGGCGGGUAACUAUAGUUCCCGACUCGAUCCCGCGACCAGGAAUCGGUGUCCUCAGCCAUGCACCUCAAACUCUAGUGAUUGGUACUUGUAUCACAGUCUUGAACGUCUUGCUGUGUGCAACAAUACCAUGCUCCUAGAUUUUUCGUUGUUCAACCAGAUUGACGACCCUAAAACGCAUUUGAGCAUUGCUGCUUGUACAGCCAAUAUGGAAUAUACCAGUUCGCCGGUCACGAAUAUUACCUGUCAAUCCAAUGAUGUACAACAGACUGAGAUGACAUCAUCCUUACAAAUGGCUUCCUCCGGUACCUUUUCAGCAAGUGUUCCUGACGUAGUUGCUGCUCUGAAACAGCUGCAGAUUUUUUCUGCUUCAGUUAAUGACCCAUGCGACGAGACUAUCAAUUUUGCAUACUCUGGCUCAGCUGCCGUGGGCAUCUAUGUGGGAUCCGGGCUUUCCAGUCAGGGCGUGAUCUCUUCAAUCAUCGGCAGACUUAGCAGCCAAAUUCAAAGCGAUGGCAGUGUGGCUGAGAACUUACUGGUUCAACUUUGUGAUAACAGUACGGCCCGUUAUUCAAUGGGAAUCUUUAUCAAUACCAACUCUGACAUCUCCUCUGUUCAAGUCGGGGUACAAUCUUGGAAAAACAGUAGUUGUAUCACCUACGUGGAUGAAUUUGUUAACUCAACCUGGCAAAGCGUGAAUUAUCUUGCGCCAUCCCUCUUGAAUAGCAACACCUCUGCGAGUGUCAACACUGUCGGACAAAACGUUACUACGCUGACUAGCCGGUCACCACUACUUAGUAGCCAUAAGCUGAGCUUACGCGACAGCUGCACCACUGUGAAGGUAGUAGCUGGAGAUACAUGUGCCACACUUGCUGCUGAAUGUGGCAUUACGCCGGCUGCGUUCACUCAGUAUAAUCCCAGUGCGACUGAAUGCUCAGCCCUGACUACAGGCGAGUAUGUUUGUUGCAGCGCUGGGACACUUCCAGACAAUACGCCACAGCCGAGUGCUGAUGGAGACUGUUAUGCCUAUCUGGUAGUAGCAGGAGACUCUUGUUCGUCGCUUGCAGCGAGCUAUGACAUAACCGAGGAUGACAUCAUGACAUGGAAUACCAACACAUGGGGCUGGAACGGCUGUACAAACCUGCUUGCAGGAAACAAUAUAUGUCUUAGUUCAGGUUACUCUCCUAUGCCUCCGAACAUAGCAAACGCAGUUUGUGGUCCACAAGUAAAUGGAACAGCCACAGCCCCUCAAGGAAGUGAUCUAAGUACUUUGAAUGAAUGCCCCCUGAAUGCCUGCUGUGAUAUUUGGGGUCAAUGCGGGACUACUACGGAGUUCUGCACUCCCUCUAAUUCUACCACUGGCGCACCUGGUACCGCGGCCUCGGGGCAAAAUGGCUGCAUCUCUAACUGUGGCACUGAUAUAUCAAUCACUGAUGCUCCAUCAGAGUUCUACUCCAUCGCGUAUUUUGAAGCCUUUGAUUGGAGUCGCCCAUGCUUGACCAUGUCGGUUAACGAUAUCAAUACCACAGCAUAUACGCACAUUCACUUCGCAUUUGCCACUCUUAAUGCCGACUUCUCUAUCAAUGUCACCUCUAUUGCCGACCAGUUGCCCUUCUUACAAGGCUUAUCGGGUGUUAAGCGAAUUGUAUCUUUCGGUGGAUGGGCCUUUUGCACAGACCCGAGCACAUACAUGAUAAUGCGAGACGCGGUAAGCACAUCGGAGAAUAUUGCGACUUUGGUAAAAAAUGUUAUAGCUUUCGUAGAGGACUAUGAUUUGGAUGGCAUCGAUUGGGAUUGGGAGUACCCCGAUGAACCGGAUAUUCCAGGUAUUCCUGUUGGAACCGAGGCUGAUAGUACUGGUUAUUUCGUACUAUUAGAUGAGCUUAAGGCCAGUAUGCCGACCGGAAAGACAGUUUCAAUCACAGCUCCGGCUUCAUACUGGUAUCUGCAGCAUUUUCCCAUCCAGGCAAUGAGCGAAUUCCUCGACUAUGUCGUCUUUAUGACAUAUGAUCUUCACGGGCAGUGGGACUACGGAAAUGUGAAUUCGGAUACGGGAUGUUUAGAAGGCAAUUGUCUGAGAUCCCAUGUCAAUAUGACAGAAACUAUCAAUGCACUCUCCAUGAUUACCAAGGCCGGCGUCCUCUCUAACAUGAUUGCAGUAGGGGUUUCGAGUUACGGUCGCUCCUUCGAAAUGACUACUCCUGGUUGCUGGACCGAGCUUUGUACUUAUACAGGACCUCUCUCGGGAGCUACUCCAGGUCCCUGUACCGAUACAGCAGGUUAUAUCGCCGACUAUGAGAUUGGCUUGGUCUCCUCUGAGAAUCCUACGGCCGAUUUGCUCUGGGACGAAAACUCCUAUUCAAAUAUAAUGGUUUAUAAUGAGACUCAAUGGGUGGCUUACAUGAAUGACACAAACAAGGCAGUGCGCCAGCUCUUGUACAAAGAUCUCAGUCUCUUUGGAACUUCCGACUGGGCAGUAGAUUUGCAAUCUUUGGAUGGCACUGGCGAAAGUUCAUCAUCAUCAACUACUUCUUCAAGCUCUAAUCUUAACGAGACAGUUUACAUAAGUCCUGACAUUUGGUCUUCAGUAGACCCUGUGGUGACCGCCUUACCUGGUGUGACGCUCGUCUGGCCCCCGAUGCCUUUGUCAAGUACCACUACGAUCACUUUCCCACUAUGGACUACCACAGUAUCAUAUUCAAGUCUGACGACACUCACGAGCACUCUUACUGACGGCACAACUUCCACAUACCCAUGGUUUGUAUAUGUAUCAAUGCUCACGGUUCUCACAAUUCCUGCUGUAACGACCACUGCUAUUCCUGUAUGGGGCGUAUCUUUAGGAGCAGAUUUAACAGAUGGUCCAAUUGUCUUAACCAGUUCUGUGCAACCAGACCCCUUCGGCAUCAUCAUCACUCCGGUUAUUGAUGGCACCACAUCUAUUAUUGGUGCAGUAGAAACCACCACUAGUCCAGGAACAGUCAUUGUCUGGGGUGACAUCACUUAUGACGCCCCUACGCAAACAGAAACAUUAGGUGGGAGCACGACCAUUAUCGGGGGAACCACCUUGUCCCCAACGAUUAUCACAGUCACACCAAACCCACAUCCUACGACUAAAGCUUCGACAACAGAUUCAAAUUUGAAUUCGAAAACAAACUCCUGGAAAUCCGGUAAACCACCAACACACACUACUACCGCUGGAUGUCCGGGCUGUGGUCUACCUUGUAUUUUAUUCUGUGACUCUGGCUGCCCGUUUUGUCCUCCAUCAAUUUUCAGUAAUCAGGGCUCAAGCGCCGGUAAUGAUGGCUCUUCCACUGCGACCGAGACAAAAAGUGAAUCGAGCACUACUACGGCUUUCCCUGCAACCCUGUUAUUUGUCACUGAUACUCCCGAUGUGUUUCCUUUCACAUACGACGAUCCAGCUGCCCUCUCCUCAUUAUACAUUGAAGAACAACCUGAAUGGGAAAGCUUGUUUUCAAUCACGACGGGUACAACAACCUCAGCAUCUACGACUGUUCCAGUAUCGACCGUCACAAUCCCAGAUGUUACUGUAACUGUUACACCAACGCCUGUCGCUGACUGUGCCUUUUGGGACGACACAAUUGCUUAUCAGUUUGAGAUCUACGACAUUGUAGGAUGGGCGACUGACGGUGGGAAAUCUCUCGAGACCCAGGAAGAUGGCUGUGGUGCUCUCACGGGUUGGGACUGGGUCGCUGCUUCAGGUACAACUGGUGCAUAUGUACACUUCUACCUUCCCACUAUCAUCAAAGCUGGCUGCGUGGAACGAGCAAUUGUUUCAGCCGGUGGGCCAAAGAUAUCAUGCGUUGGAGAAGGUUUGCCUCUCAAAAGAUCCUUACGGGAGCGAGACUCGGUUCAGACCGCGCCUUCAUUCUUGCCCAUGACGGAAAAUCAGCGUGAAAUUUUAUUAGGUGUUUACGGGAAUACGACUGAGCACCAUCAGUAUAUUCCAAUGGUUUGGAAUGCCACAAGCUCCUCGACAACCACUGCUUAA
Molecule: messenger RNA, 4206 nt
Organism: Botrytis fragariae
Lineage: Eukaryota; Fungi; Ascomycota; Leotiomycetes; Helotiales; Sclerotiniaceae
Product: putative class v protein
Exons: 4
Coding region: 1-4206 (1401 amino acids)
Biological process (GO): carbohydrate metabolic process
Molecular function (GO): chitin binding
Source: RefSeq, a predicted model, not a curated record